Messenger RNA from Elaeis guineensis (African oil palm), 3123 nucleotides. Its product is annotated as subtilisin-like protease SBT1.5. NCBI's taxonomy places the organism in Eukaryota, Viridiplantae, Streptophyta, Magnoliopsida, Arecales, Arecaceae. Gene Ontology annotation, biological process: proteolysis. Gene Ontology annotation, molecular function: serine-type endopeptidase activity. The record is from RefSeq and is a predicted model, not a curated record.
GCACGUAGCAGAAACCGCCACCUGCGUUCUAGCUGGCCAGCGGCCAGCUCUACAUGAUAUCCCCGGAAAACAAGCAAUAAAGUGGUCAGACAGUGGACAGCACCAGUCAAACUUUCCAUCUGUUCGCAGUCCCUCCGCCCACGUCCUCGCUCGUCUCACCAGCUCCUUUCUCACUCUUCCCCUCUCGUCCGUUUCCCAAACUUUCAGCAACAACCUUUUUCUCCGGCCCAGGUUGCACCUCCCCUUCUCUGCGCCUCAUCAUUGCAUCACACUCCGCCAAAAGCCCUGCCACUUUUUUGAGCCAUGAAAUCAACCAAAAACAUCCUUCAUGGCAUGCAUCCCCUCUCCUCCCCACCUCUUUAAUUAUUGCUACUCUUUUUUUCCUUACUAUAUAUAAAUCCCAUACCUACUCUACCUUGGUCACUUAAUUCCCCGCUCUACCUAUCACUCCUAAUGGCCUUCUCCCCUUCCUUCCUUCUCCUUAUCGUCUCGGUCUCCAUCCUUUUCCUUUCUUCUCUCGGCGACUAUGCUGCCGAUACUAGUACUCAAAAAUCUUACAUCAUCCGCGUCCGGGGUGACCUCAAACCUUGUGUGUUUGCCGACGUCGAGCACUGGUACUCCUCCACUCUCAAUACCCUCUGCUCUUCCACCGACUCUCUCGAGAGAUCCUCCCAGGCGACACGUGGCGACCGGAAGCUCCUCCACGUGUACCGCACAGUCUUCCAUGGCUUCUCCGCCGUGCUGACCCCAGCGGAGGCUGAGCUUCUCCAGUCCGACCCGGUCGUCCUUGCUGUCCUCCCCGACCAGCCCCGCCAACUCCAUAUCACCCGCACCCCACUCUUCCUAGGCCUCGUCUCCGCGGAUUCCAAGCCCAAGUCGCUCCUUGCAGUUGCUGAAUCCGGCUCCUCCGUGGUCAUCGCCGUUAUUGACACCGGCAUCCGCCCAGACCAUCGGAGCUUCGCCGACGAUGGCCGCCUGCCCCCACCCCCCUCCCGCUGGAACGGCUCCUGCGACCACGGACCCUCCUUCCCAGCCACCGCAUGCAACCGAAAGCUAGUUGGAGCCCGCUUCUUCUCAACUGGCUAUGUGGCGGCCACCCACGGCACUGCCACCAACGUCGGUCCCGACAUCUUCUCCCCCAUCGACUCCGAGGGUCAUGGGACCCACACCGCCUCCACUGCUGCCGGCGUAUCCACCCCUAACGCCUCCCUCCUCGGCUACGCCGCCGGCCUCGCCUCCGGCGUGGCUCCCAGCGCCCGCGUCGCCGUCUACAAGGCCUGCUGGUCCACCGGCUGCUACGACUCGGACAUCCUCGCAGCUGUCGACGCUGCCGUCACGGACGGUGCCGACAUCGUGACCCUCUCCCUCGGAGCCGGUAGCGUCCCCACGCAUCUCGAUCCCGUCGCCAUCAGCGCCUUCGGCGCGACCGAGCGCGGGGUCUUUGUAGCCGCAUCUGCCGGCAACGGCGGCCCCGGCGAGUCAACCGUUGCCAACGCCGCCCCCUGGAUAACCACAGUCGGCGCUGGGUCAAUAGACCGCCGAUUCCCCGCCGACGUCGUGCUCGGAGACGGUACCGUAAUGACAGGCGCCGCCAUAAAUGCCGGGAUGCGCUUUUCUCCAAGGCGUUCCUUCCCUCUAGUGUACGCAGGAAACGUGUCCAUAUCGACUCCUGGGUUCCGGUCCUCGGCACCCUACUGCUUCAACGGGUCGCUGGACCCGGAGGCGGUGCGCGGAAAGGUGGUGCUAUGCGAGCGUGGCGCGGUGCCGCGCGCCGAGAAAGGAUUGGCCGUGAAGAACGCCGGCGGGGCCGCGAUGAUCCUGGCAAACGCUCCCACCGACGGGGAGGGCGUGACCCCGGACGCCAACGUCCUCCCCGCCGUAUCCGUCGGUUACAAGGCUGGGAGAGCUAUAAAGGAGUACAUCGGCGCCAACAACGAUCCACGUGUCCGUUUGAGCUUCCGCGGGACCCAGAUCGAGGUCAAGCCCGCACCUACCCUGGCCGGAUUCUCCGGGCGCGGGCCCAGCUUGCAUUCCCCACACGUCAUCAAGCCGGACGUGAUCGCGCCAGGUGUCGGCAUCCUGGCGGCCUGGCCGGACCGGGUGAGUCCGACGGGGUUAAAGGCCGACCGGCGCAGGACGGAGUUCAAUAUCAUCUCCGGCACGUCGAUGUCGUGUCCUCAUGUCGCCGGAGUGGCGGCGCUGCUGAAGGCCGCGCAUCCGGACUGGUCGCCGGCGGCGAUUAAGUCGGCACUGAUGACGACGGCCUAUGUCGCAGAUAAUAUGGGCCAAGAUUUGGUGGACGAGGGCACCGGAAACAGGUCCACCGAGUGGGCCUAUGGGUCCGGACAUGUGGACCCGGAGAAGGCCGUCGAUCCUGGUCUGGUCUAUGAUCUGACGGUUGAGGAUUACUUGGAUUUCAUGUGCAGCUCCAAUUACAGUAGCGCCGCCAUCAGGAUGAUAACCAAGAGACAAGUGAAUUGUUCAGACAAGACACGGAAGCCAUGGGAUCUCAAUUACCCAUCAAUUUUGGUGGUUCUGGAGCAAUCCGGGAGUGGUAAUCUUGAAGCUCUAGUUCAUCGGACGGUGAUGAAUGUGGGAGAGGAGAAGUCGGAGUAUAGUGUAAGUGUCAAAGAACCCGAAGGAGUACGACUGGUGGUGGAGCCUCAGAAGUUGGUGUUCGAAGGCAAAGGGCAGAAGCAGGAGUUUGCCGUUAAGGUUUCGGCGGAGGCUGUUAACUUGCCCCGGGGGGGUUCCUUGACAGAGUUCGGGUCGGUGACAUGGAGCGACGGGAAGCACAGGGUGAGGAGUCCAGUUGCAGUAACAUGGCAGCAGCCGUAUUAAACUCGACCAGGAGUGAGAAAUGUUGAGAAUGUGCAGGUUGGUACGUACAUCGAUCCCAUAAGCAGCUCUUAAAGGUGGCGGAAGCUCCCCGCUUGGGGGUUGGAGGUGAAUUGCUGGAUAAAGAGAGAUACUGCUUCACAGGUCGCUUGCUUUGUUGUCAGUUGGCAGAAAUAUUUGUGCAAUAUAAAUAUUUAAUAAGCAUGUCCCUAAUUGUGGUAGCGUUAUAUAUAUGUUGAUGCACUUAAAAGACAUAUGAAUAAUGCAAUGACAUAGCGUUGCUUU